Mya arenaria is the source of this 22247-nucleotide messenger RNA. RefSeq names its product sacsin-like. NCBI's taxonomy places the organism in Eukaryota, Metazoa, Mollusca, Bivalvia, Myida, Myidae. The record is from RefSeq and is a predicted model, not a curated record. Gene Ontology annotation, molecular function: Hsp70 protein binding. The transcript is spliced from 9 exons. The coding region runs from base 102 to 16298 and encodes 5398 amino acids.
UUUUAAUUCGUGCCGUGAACACAUGUGUAAGGCUUAAUAUUACAGGUCUUCUAUCAUUAAACGUGCAGUAGAAAAUAUGUAAUCUACAAAAGGAGUUUAAAAUGGGCGACUCGGAUUCUGGAUCAGACGCCGAGUAUGCGGGGAUAGAGCAGCCGCCCAUCAUCGACCAGCUCCGGCGUAUCCUGGACGAAUACAGGAAUGAUGUACAGAUCAUUAAGGAGCUGGUACAGAACGCAGACGAUGCGGGAGCGUCCGAGUUACGGGUACUUUACCAAGGAGAAACCUUUAACCAUGAGCCUCCAACCCGCGGUGAUCGAUUCCGGAAAUUCUUCAAGGCACCGGCUCUGGUUUUCUACAACGACGCUGAGUUUACCGAGGACGACUGGCGGGGCAUCCGACAGAUAUAUGCUAGCAUCAAGGCUGACGACCCGAUGAAAAUUGGAAAAUAUGGCCUGGGAUUCAAAUCCGUCUUUCAUUUGACAGAUCAUCCCUGCAUAGUUAGCGGUCAGAAGAUACUUUUCAUCGAUCCUCAUGAGAGAAAUCCAGGAAAGGUCUGUGUCACUAUGAAAUUAAAUAAACUACGAACAUGGCGACGACUUGACAUGAACAUUUGCCUUCGCGCUCUUGACGGUCUAUUUGGGUUUGAUAGUGAUACUCUAGACAGCGGGCGAUUCCCGGGUACCUUGUUUUGGUUUGGCCUAAGAACUGAACCAAACAAACUUUCUGAAAGCAUAUGCGAUGAAAACCAAGUAGAACGACUUAUGCAAGCAUUUAUCGAUGAAUCAAAGAGGAGUUUGCUCUUCCUAAAGACGAUUUGCAGCGUGAAGAUGUUUGCGAAUUCAUCAAAAGAAAAAUCACAACAUGUGGCUCCCGAUUCAUCUCGAAUUUUAUAUCAAAUGUACAAAGGCAUUGGCACCCCAUUCUGUCAAGUGAGCAUUGAUAAUGAAAAGGGGAAUCUGCGACACCAAAGAAAAGAGAUGUUGGCGGAAGUGUCUGAGAUAGGAAGAUCGAUACCAGCCGAGUCUAAAAUGUGGACUGAAACUGUCACAGUGCAUACGGAGAUUUUCGGCAAUUGCACUGUGUCCAAAUGGUUUAUGAUUAGCUUUAUGAAAGGAGGCGACGUGUCGGAACGAUUUAGGACAUUACUGGCCGAUGAAGACAUUUGCAAUCCGCAUUUAGUUGGACUCGCUUCUCCUAUUGUGGAGAAGGGAGAGUACAAUCGAAACAAAGGCCACGUAUUUGUAUAUCAACCUCUACCGCAAGAGUCUAGCGCGGUGACCGGACUUCCUGUGCAUGUGAAUGCAUUUUUCGUGCUAAGUCAGAAUCGCAGGCAUAUACGAUGGCCAGAUACCGAUAACGAAGUUGUGGACAAGAAAAUUGAAUGGAACUUGAAGUUGGUGUCUGAAAUUCUACCACACGCAUACGCCAGUUUGAUAAUAGAGAAUGUCCGGUACUGCAAAAACAACGGAUGCGAGGCACACUUAGUUAAGGGUAUCUGUAAUGCAAUACCCGAUACCAAUCUAGUUAAUGAGAGAUGGCUAAAACUGUGUACUGAGACAUUGCGUUUGCUUUGGAAACAGCCGAUACUAAGGACGCUAAAUUUGAGUUGGAUAGAACCACAAAGUGCUGUUUAUUUGUGCAGGAACAAGGUCCCCAAUGUUCCACAAAGAGUUUUGGAGCAUGUUGUUUCAGUCUUCAUGGCCGACAACCCUGCGCUUACCGACGUUAGCGAUCAUGUUGCGGAUUCGUUUGAAGGAACUCACCCAGGAAAAUUGUCAUACUUAACACCUGGUCUUUUGCGCAACAUCCUGUUAGCUAACGAAACCUACAAAUCUCGAGACAAUAAAGUAAAAUUGAGCCUGCUCCAGUUCCUUUCAGUUGACAAUAAUUAUACUCGUUUCGAGUCUCUUGAACUUUUACCACUGGCCGAUUCAACAUUCACAAAAUUUGAGAAAACAGCUUCUUCUGUUUACGUAGAGGAUCAAGAUACAACCAAACUGUUCAGUGACCAAAGCGAAAAGUUUCUCGAUGAACAAGCCUUUGAACAUCACAGCACUUUGUUCAAAAACUUGGAAAAAACGGGCUUUUUUCAACUAAAACACCUAGACACUACCGACGUCAUCAAGUUAAUCUCUGAAGCACUGAACCACUUUGACGUCCACGGCGGUGAAACUGUGCAGAAUUCAAAAGUAGAAUGUUGGAUAAAGGACCUUUGGACCCAAAUCAUCUUGCCGAGAUGGGGAAGCAACUUGUGUGCAUUUGAAAACCUCCCAAUAUUCAUGGCAUGGCAGCGUAACGCAACUCUGCGUUUGGUAAGCUUAAAAGACUUAAUUAUGAUUGCCCAUAAUAUUGAAGACAAAAGAAAAGAAGAAUGUAUUGACCAAUCGUUUUGUUUAUUUGGCGUCAUCGUGAUCUAUAAGUUACCAGAUUGGUGUAACGAUCCUCGUAUCAGAAGUUAUGUUCUACCCAAUACAUCUGAUGGCAUUAUGUCUGCCAUGGAGAGGGUAAGUGUUGAGCGAACCAAAAUGUUCAAUGAAGAUUCGACAGUCUGUCAAAAAGACUGUUUACGGGAAUUUCUUUCUGAAGUAUUCGAAAACAAAACCAUAUCAAUGGACUGUAGGUCAAAGUUGAAACAUUUUAACAUUUUCACUAAGUCCGACCUAAAGAUCUCGGAGCACAUUUCAGCACAGUCAUCCAACGACGUAUAUUUCAUUGACAGUUUCCCUGUUGAAUUUCCUAUGCCUGUGUUAUUGGCAAACUCACAAGCUGAAUUAUCUCUUCUGAAAUCCUUGAGAAAAAAUGCAAAAACAACGAAAGAUAUGAUAGUGCAUGCACUGCAACAAAAGGAUAAAUACACUACCGAAACUCUUCAGAAGCUUAUGUUUUGGUUGCUAAAUAAUUCAAUUUAUUUAGAAGACGACACUAUCUUGAAGCUAUCUAAGCAAACGGCAUUCCUGACGACAGAUGAAAAUGUGACUUGUAAAGCAUGCGAACUAUUUGAUCCCAGCGAUGAGGUGCUCAAGAACAUUUUCCUUGCAGAAUCCGUGUUUCCUGUUAUCGAAGACUUGAAGAAUUCUACCUUAAGUAAUUUAUUUCGGAUCGGUUUAAAAAGAAGAAGUGACAUAAGGAAGGAAAACAUACAAACGUCAAUUGAACGGGUAGAACGUUUGGCCCUAGAAAACUAUGAAAUGGCGAGGUGCAAGUCAAAGAGUCUUAUGAAGUUCUUGAAUGAACACAUUGACUUAGUUCCAGUGGAAGAAAGCAAGUAUAAACACUGGAUAGUUGUAGAUUUUGAUGAUGAAACCUAUCCGCAAAAUAUGCCGCUAAAAUCUCGCGCAUCCACCCAUUUGGUGUCUCCUGAUUCUAUUGUAUCCUCCAAAUGGGUAUAUACUGUUGGAUCUGUCACUAACGUCCACAACUGCAAGGACUUGCCUGAGCUUGCCAACGUUUACAACUGGAACAACACUCCAAAAUGUACAAACGUUAUUGACCAUCUUUCAAAUGUAAUUAGCGUAUUUCAGCCUCAGAAUAAAACAGAGUGCUUAAAAAUGAUAACGGAUAUCUACAAACAUCUGUCCGAGAGGUCGAUGGAAAAUGAUGAUGUUUUCGAUGAAAUGAAGCAGAAAUGGGACCAGAUAUUUAACAAUGGCCAGGUGGCAUGUGUAUGGAAUGGAUCAGAUUUUUCCCCAAUUUCAAAUAUUUACAUUGAGUCGCAGGAGGGUGAUGUAAAUUUGCAUCAUUACAUGAGACUGUUACCAAGUGAAAUGAUGGAUGUUAGUGAAUUUUGCCUAAGACUUGGUUGCCAACCAAGGUUAGGGCUCGAAACCUAUUUAAAGGUGUUAUCAGAAAUCGAUACUGAUAGUAUGAACGGUACACUGAAUGGGCAAAGCGAGACUCUAAAGAUAGCAAUUGAUAUUUUGAAUACCAUUAAUGAAAAAUAUUUUGAAGAGACUGAUGACGAUUCUGUCAGGGAACGAUUGCUUUUUCCGAUCGAUAAACCGGACCAAAUCGUUUUGCAACCCGUCUCAAAAUGUGCAUUAAACGAUCUCGGAAGUAACUUCGACGACAAUCCCUUCGACGACGACGAAGAUAUUCAUUUUAUAAAUCCGAAAGUUCCAGAUUUAACGGCCAAAGCGCUUGGGGUUAAAUCGGCCAUGCAACAGUUGUUGUCCUCAAGUGAUGCAUUUGAAGAAUGGGGACAAGAAGAACCUUUGACACGACGAAUACAUAUGCUGUUACAAGAGGGCUACGUUGAAGGCCUGGCAAUAGCAAAGGAACUUUUGCAAAAUGCUGACGAUGCUGGUGCAAGCAAGCUGUAUAUACUCUAUGACCAACGGACGAAUGACGACUUUAAGAGUAAGCUGUUAAGUCCGGAACUGAAAGAGUUUCAAGGUCCAGCGCUGUGGGCGUUCAAUGAUGCAGUUUUCAGCGAAAAGGAUUUCAAAAAUAUAACGAAAUUGGGUGGAGCUACAAAAGAAACAGAUGCGUCUAAAAUUGGAAAAUUUGGACUUGGGUUUUGUUCAGUGUAUAAUGUCACAGAUGUACCAAGCUUUGUUUCUAGAGACAGUUUCGUCAUGUUUGAUCCUCAUAUGACACACCUGAGUAAAGCCUUGCCUGGUAAAAACCCAGGAAUAAGAAUAAACUUUAAAAAUGAAAGAAACAAGCGAACACUACAGAGGUUGAAACAUCAGUUUCAGGUGUUCGAUAAUAUUUUUGGAUGCAACCUUACGGAUGCUAGUGAACCGUUCUUCAACGGAACGUUGUUUCGCUUACCUCUUAGAGUAAGAGGGAGUGAAAUUAGUGAUAAGAUCUUCUAUAAAGAAAGCAUAACAGAGCUGCUCGGGAUUGUAAUAAAAAUGGCACCCAACAUGUUCCUCUUCAACCAGAAUGUAAAUGAACUAAAGAUAUUUCAUCUGAAUCAGUCUGAAUCGCCAGAUGAAAUGAAAUUGGUGUUCGAAUUACAAAAGGAUAAAGCUUGCCUGAUUCCAAAAUCACUUGGAAAUAUUGGUAUUGUUCAGGAAACAAUUAGACGAAAGCAGAACAACGAUCUCAAGUCUAAUCCACUGAGAGCAAUACAGAAAAUUUCCGUUUCUUAUCAGUCCCACAAGAACAAACCAAUGGGUACUCAAAACCAUACAGCAGAUAAAGAAUGGUUCGUGUCGUGGGCAACUGGUGUUAAUCAAGCUACUCUAGACUUCGCGUGCAAUGACGAUGGUGCUUUACCUCUUGGUUCAGUUGCAGUUGAAUGUGCAAAAUGUAUUGAUGGAGUCCUGAAAUGCUUCCCAAUUACUGUGUCAAAUGAUUCUUAUAAGGAUCCUCAAGGAAAGUAUUUCUUCUUUUUGCCACUUCCAAUUGCAAAUAAACUUUUCUUUCACAUAAACGGCCAAUUCACGGUUACAUCAAAUAGAAGACAUUUAAGGACAGUAACAGAAGAUGACACAAACAAAUCUCAAGCUAAUUGGAACGAGUACCUCAUGUCAGAUAUCAUUGUGGAAGCACUCGUUUAUUUAUUUGAAAAUAGCCAUUUCCAAACACCGAAUGAAUUCCGGUUUUGGCCUGCUACAACAGAACACGAUGAAUUUGAAAAACACUUGGUGAGUUCUUUCUACAACAAAAUUUCAAAAGAAGACAACAGAGUUUUCUGGGACAAAGGAAGUACAUAUUCGUUUUCACAAAUUGUGCUCAUUGACCCGGAACUGCAUAGUAUUGAAGAGGAUGCCGUGGGAAACGUAGCGUUUGAAAUGCUUCAGACACUGCUUAAUAAAACAAUAUUGAUUUCCUUACCAACAAAUGUGCAUAUGGCCUUUGAAACAAAUGUUGGUGAGGUCGUAAAAAGAAAGACUAUAAGAAUAGUGCAGUUUAUUAUCAAAUAUUUCUUGCCCAACCUUACACAUUUCGGUGGAAAUCCUGAUAUAGAGAGAAAAAGAGAUUCUGUGACACGAUUUAUGUUAAAUAUGGUUUCAUCGUCAACUGAGGUCCGAAACAACGUCUGCAAAACUGCGUGUAUUCCAACAGAACCACAUGCAUCCCUUAAGUUACCAUCAGACCUUGUUUACAAACAGUCCAAGAUUGCUGUGUUGUUUGACGUAGAUGAUGAGAGAUUUCCAUGUGAGCCUUUUCAUGAAAUAUUGACGGAACUCGGAAUGAUGAGCAAUACAAUGCCCGAAGAAAUAUUGAUCGAGAGAGUGAGAUCGGUGUGUUUAAAGAAGUGCUCACAGUGUGCAUAUGAAAGAUGUAUUCAUUUAAUGGAAUAUCUCGAAGACAAUGCCGUAAGUGAUACCUGUAUUGAACAAAUGCAGGCAAUACCUUUCCUUCCUGUAAUGCAAGCACCAGAUGAUUGGAAAUUUCCCUGGCAUGGAAGUUCUUUAAACGCUGUUGGACAUUUAUGUGAAAAGCACACGCAUACAAAGCAAUCUUUUGCAUUUUUAAAACCAACUGAAUUGUUCAUAAGCGACAAUUUAAAUCUUGUGGGAUGCCAUUCCUUCGUUGUCGAGCAUAAUUUUUGGAAGCGUGUUUGCGAUGAACUUAAGACUAAGCUUGAGUUGAAGAGAGUAAAACCCAACAAUGUAACUAUUGUAAUUGACCAGAUACAGAUCAUGUCGAAGUCGAAUGCGUUUGAUGUCACAGAGCUGGGAAUUAAACCGCUUUUGAAUGUUUACAGUUUUUUAGAGAAUUACUUCAAAGAAAACAACCAUGAUUCCGGUUCUAUUGCAGAGUCACUUAGAACAAUGUCCAUCGUGCUGAUCGAAAAUAAGUUUGUUUCGAUUAAAGAUGUUGCCAAGAGUCAUUAUGUGGAUUGCAGGCCUUUCCUGUAUGGUUUAAAGGAUUCUCCUAUCAGCAAAUAUUGUCAUUUGUGCGAUUGGUUGCAAAUCAAAGACAAAUUUAGCGCAGACGAUAUUGUAAACGUACUGCGUGUUCUUCAAAACAAAAACAAUGGGGUUGCUUUAAAAGACCAAGAUCUUGGACUCGUCAGGCGUCUAUUGGAAUGUCUUCAUACUGUGCUUAAAGUCUCCGAUCGGGAUUGGCAAGAUUACGACGUUAAAGAUGAACACAUUUUCCUGCCAGAUAUUGAUAAAAUUCUGAGGUCAAGUAGAGAGUUGUGUUUUGACGAGUUUAAUUCGACAGAUAUCAGUGAUGAAGAUUUUUUCUACGUUCAUACAGACAUUCCAGAAACACACGCAAAAUUAUUUGGCGUUAGAUCCAUUAAACAACAGAUUUUGUCUGAAACAGACGCAUUUGAGGAUUGGGGACAGGAGGAACCACUCACUAGACGCCUUAAAGUCUUGCUGGAAGAGGGAUAUGUCGAUGGGUUUUCUGUUGCAAAAGAACUCCUCCAAAAUGCUGACGAUGCAGGGGCUUCGAAAUUGUACUUUUUAUAUGACGAAAGGACAAAUGAAUCCAAACGUUCAUCUUUGCUUUGUGAAGAAAUGAAAAGUGCUCAUGGGCCUGCAUUGUGGGUCUAUAACGACGCAGAAUUUUCUGAUGAAGAUUUUGUAAACAUUACAAAACUAAACGGCGGUACAAAAGAACUGGAUACUAGAAAAAUAGGGAAAUUUGGGCUAGGGUUUUGCUCUGUUUACAAUUUAACGGACUUGCCUAGUUUUGUGUCUCGACAUAGCUAUGUAGUAUUUGAUCCCCACAUGCGAUACAUUCAUUCAAUUAUAACAGGCAAAAGCCCAGGACUGAGAAUAGACUUUUCUAAACCUAAGAAUGCGCGUGUGAUGUCUCGAAUGAGAAACCAGUUUGAAAUAUUUGACGACAUAUUUGGGUGCAACAUAACACAGCAAGAACAUCCGUUCUUUAAAGGUACUUUAUUUCGACUACCCUUACGGUCAUGUCCGAGCGAUAUAUCUGAGCAUGUAUAUGGAAGAAACGAAAUGAUAUCCCUCUUUCACAAGAUACAAGAAAUGGCACCAUUGAUGUUCAUUUUCAAUCAGAACGUGAAGGAAUUCAGGUUGUAUCAUAUGAAAAAAGGUGACUGUGUGGAUUACCGAGAAGUGUUUUCCAUACAAAAACAGUCCCUAAUUAUAUCGGCAAAUCCAAGCAUAAACACAAACGUCGUUGAAGAGGCUUCAAGAAUGAAAGAAGAACUUGAACUUGAAACAUCGUCACUUAGGGUAUUAGAAAAUGUUCGCAUUGAUGCAACGACUCUCGAAGAUGAGCAAAUAAAAUUUUCCUCAAAUAAAAACUGUUAUAAUUGGAUUGUGUCCUGGGCAACAGGAAAUAACAGGGCGACGUUAGAAAUAACAGGGAAAGAGAGAGGAUCCCUUCCAGUUGGUGCAACAGCAAUACCGAUUCUAAACAGUUUGAAAGUUAAACAUCUAACUUUGGCAGAAACUAUGAAUACAAAUGAAUGUAAAUUAUUGGAAAUUGGGCAAUACUUCUUCUUUCUUCCACUUCCAAUCGUAAGCCCAUACAAGUUCCAUAUAAACGCACAGUUUAGUGUAACAUCAGACCGACGACAUUUUAGAACAUCAACUCAAGAUGAUAUUGGAAAAUCUUCAUCAGCAUCCGGGGAAUGGAACAUAUGUUUAAUGUCAGAUGUUGUAGUAAGGUCUUUACUACAUCUUCUCGGAGGCUUAGGUAAGGCGGCUUAUCAGCUUUGGCCAACGGAGAACAAAAGAGACCUCGAAUCUGUGUUUGCUGAUUCGUUUUACCGGCAUAUAAUUGAGGAAGGGGAGGAUUUCAAAGUGUUUGAAAGCAAUAAAAUGCUUCUAGCGUUUUCAGAAGUAAUCAUCUUAGAUCCCCAAAUACGCAACAGUUCGGUUGGAAAUACAGUGUUUGAGUUUCUUUCAGGAAUAUGCACAGAAACAAGUUUGGUUGAUAUCCCUGAUAUAAUUUAUGAUAUGUUGGUUAAAACCAAUAAGGAAGUGGUCGAAAAGAAAACAAUAUCUUACAAAACUUUCGUUACAAAGUUUUUUUUAACAAACAUUCACAUAUUUGAAGAAAGUGCAAAGAGAGAUAAGAUCAUGUGCUACGUGUUGGAAAAUGUUUUAGACGAUGAUAUAGAACACUCAAUUAAAACUACUCCGUGCAUCCCUGUUAAGCCAGACGGCAAGUUGAAACUCAUAUCGGAUGUAGUUGAACCCUUUGCAACAGCAAGGAUAUUUGAACUAUUUGAAGAAAUAGAUGAAAGAUUUCCAAUGUACCCAUACGCCGAAGACAAAUUUAUACUAACGUUAAAAAGACUUGGUAUGCUACAUGAUCGUCUUCCACCGAACUUGAUCAUAGAUCGAGCACUAUCAGUUACUACAAAAAAUGAUGUUUGCAGUGUUUGUGCAGGUAUCCGUUCCAGAUCACUUGUAAAGUAUAUUGACAAAACAUUACGAGUUCACCAAGAUGAUUUCAAACCGAUUUCAAAUGAAUUGAAGACAAUUCCGUUUAUUGCUGCUUUGCCAAGACCCGGCUAUUGGGCUUUUAGAUGGUUAACAGACGAUUGUGAAACUAGUGGACUUUGCGCUAAACAUUCUGAAAAAAAUACAGAGGGAAUAAGAUAUCAGUUCUGCAGACCAACAGAAAUCUAUAAUCACAACUGUAAGGAUCUUGUCAGUUGUCAUUCUAAGGUAAUGAAACUUCAAUGUUCAAACGAGUUUCACAAAUUAUUGGGCGUUUUACACCUUGAUGCAUCGUUGGAUGUUCCAACUGUCAUACGGUUACUUACAACACAGCUUGAUGCAAUGCAGUUAACUUUUCAAUACCAGCAGCCGCACGCAAUAAAAAGCCCAGAACAGUGUGUUUCGGACGUAUACAAACGCUUAAAUUCUUGCUUUCAAACGCUACCAGAAGGACAUGAGAUACCAGAGGUUUCAGAAAUGCGUAGAAAUUCCAUAAUUUUUGUAAAAGAUCGUUUUAUAACACCGCUGAUGAUUGCUAGGAACGUACUUGCAGAUUGUCGACCACAUUUGUACAGGCUUAACGACAGUGAAAUUAAAGGAUGUUCUGCAUUAUGUACUGUUUUGCAAAUCCAGGGUCACUUCAGUCCGUCCGAUAUUGUAAAAACAUUGAGGUCAUUUUAUGAGGACAAACAUUCUAAACAACUGACAGACAAAGAAUUGUCUCAGUGCAAAAAUAUUCUGGAAGUUCUCACUGACGAAAUGAAACGGAUGAAAAUAACAACAAAUGUAUUUGUAGAACAUGAGUGGGAAGUGUUUAUUCCGGAUGAAGACAAAGUUCUCUUUCGAAGUACCGAGCUUUGUUUCAAUGAUUUUGAUGCAGCUCCGAGAAGUGAUACUAUGAGAUUUGUCCACGAAGGCAUUCCGAAAAACGUGUGUAAAUCAGUUGGUGUGAAAAAGAAAAAGGUGCAGAUUUUCGAUGAAAAUACCGAUGACCUUGAGGAUUUUUACCAAGAGGAGCCUUUAGUUACGAGAAUAAAGACUUUAAUAGACGCCUAUCCUUUAGACAGUGGUAUAUUCAAAGAACUACUUCAAAAUGCAGAUGAUGCAGGAGCAACAGAGAUACAUUUCAUUUUGGAUGGUGACAUGCACUCAUGCACAAAUCUUAUGUCGAAAAAAAUGAAGCCUCUUCAAAACAAGUCACUUUGUGUUUACAACAACAGUCAAUUUACCGAAAAAGAUUUGAUUGGUAUCAGAAGACUAGGACAAGGGAGUAAAGACGACGAUCCAUCGAAAACGGGUAGAUAUGGUGUUGGUUUCAAUUCAGUGUAUAACUUGACUGAUGCUCCCUCCUUUUUGACGAAAGGAAGUGUGGUUCCUAAUGGGGAAGCACUGUGUUUUUUCGAUCCGCUUGCGCGCUUUAUUCCUGGAGCUACCCGAAAAAAACCUGGAAAACAGGUAAAAAAUGUACAGUUAUUUCGAGAUCAUUAUUCAACGACUUUAGAUGGCUAUCACGAAGACCAUUUCACAGCACACGAAGGUACAAUGUUUCGAUUUCCUUUGCGAGCAGAACCGUCUGAUAUCAGUGAACAACCAUGUACGUUCGAAACAGUAAAACUUUUGCUCGAGGAAUUUAAAACGGGCUUAAAAACUGCUCUUCUGUUCUUGAAAAACAUUCACUCAAUAAAGGUGGGCGAAAUACACGAAAAUAAAUAUACCGAAUUAUACAAAGUCUGUUUGGUGAUGGACGCUACAUCUCGAGAAACGAGACGCUCUUUUACUGAAAACUAUAAUAAAUGGUGUCGUUCUUACAUUGAAGACAGAAAUACCGUUGUAGAAGCUUCACCGUAUUUCGCUUUGUACAAAGUAGAUAUUGUCGUGAAAAGUGGAAUAUUACAAAAAGAAAGCUUUACUGUUUCACAAGCAUUGGGGUUUAAAUCGGGGCCGUCUGCUGAAUUAUCCAAACGCAUAACUGAGAGAAAUAUUGGAAUGAUGCCGGUCGCCGGUGUAGCUUGUAGAGUUAGAAACAAGAAUACCCGUGUUGUACCAGAAACCGGGUACAAUGUACACUGCUUUCUACCCUUACCAAUAGAUUCAGGUUUGCCAGUAUACGUACAUGGUCACUUUGCACUUGAUCACGAGAAUAGGCGGUCUCUUUGGCAAGAAAAGGAAGACAAGGCAUGUUUUAAAACAAUGUGGAAUACAAAUUUGAUACAAACUGUACUAUGUCCAGCUUAUGUCAAACUUUUCGAUGUCGUUCGUGAUGAAGAAACAAAAGAUAUAACAGACUUUCAAGUGCAAAGUAAAGUAAAUGCAGUGGUAAAUUAUGUAACAGGCCUACUUCCUCGUGUGAAUGACGUGAAAGGAGAUUACUGGAAAUUGCUCACCAAGUCUGUAUUUCAAGAAUUGGUCAGGGAAAACCAUCUGUUUUUGCCAUGUUGCUUAAACAAGUGUAUUGAGACGACCUCAUACAUAGUUAUUAAAGACGUAUCUAUCCAUAGCUGUCUUUACUGGCUUUCUCUGAAAAGCGACGAAGAUAAAUUCCCUGUAUAUAACAGUGAAGAAUCAAGCCAAUUAGGCGAUUUUUCUAAAUCGCAGCAAAAUGCUGUAUUGAGAGACAUUGGAAUGAAAAUAGUAUUUGUAAAUAAAACAGUGCAAGAAACGUUGCUUUAUGCAGAAGAACCAAUUCUUAAUGUUACGCCUGCGAUUGUCAUGGACUUUCUGUGCUCGUAUGAUAUGAAUGUUAGAGACGGCUGUACAAUAAACACAGAUGUUGAAAUCGCCUGCACUUUUUUGAAGUCCGUUGCAAACCUAAAUUUGCUGAUUAAAUAUAUUGUCCAGGAACCAAAAUAUUUGUUAGAACAUCUUAGUAAAAUGCCCAUAAUGCUUUGUGAAGAUGGGAUUUUGCGUUGCUUAAAGAGGAGAAGUAUUUUCAUUACAAGCUUUUCAAAGCUAUUUGAUAAAAACAGGAGUUUAUUUCUUCACCAUGCAGUUUACAAAGAGCACAACGAAAAGUUCAAAGAAAUGAUGCAGCUAGAUUCAUCAAUAUUAAAAGAAUUCACUGUAAAUGAAUUUAGCAGACUUGCCAAACUGUCGAGCUUUGUAACUGCUGAAAGUACAACAUACGUUCUUUGGGACGAAGACAAAUUGGCAAGUGAUUGGUUAAAACAAUUCUGGUUGUUUUUCGAAGAGUGUGUGUUAAAGCAAACAAAGAUCAAUGAGAAGACACCCAAGGAAAAAUGCGUUGCAAAUAUCUUAAACGAUGUUAGUGAGUUUGCACUCGUGCCAAUUAAGAAAAAAGAUGGGAAAAGGUUAUGUGCACCUAAAUUGCUCUAUUCAUUGAUUGUAGCUGGCACAUUUUCACUUAAAUAUGACAAGGUGUUUAGCAAACUGGACAUUCCGGCAAUUGAAAGAGGUGUAGUUGGCUCUGCUUUUGGGAAAGUUUGUGCAUACGACUGUCUGACUCCAAACAUGGCAAGGAAUGAGAGUCCAAACACUGUUGCACGAUGCCUUCAUUUUCACAAGGAUAAACUUCAAGCUACUAACCUAUCUGUAGAUGACGCCAAAACCAUUCUUAGGUAUUUCAAUGAUAAUCUGCCAAUCAAUAAUGUCAGCAAGGACACGCUGAAAUCAUUGCGGUUGUUCUCAACAUAUACAGGUGAUCUUGUUGUUUUGAAAGAUUUUAAAACGUCUUGUUUGAUUCCAAACGCCAUGCCAAAAUGUGGAAUAAAUGAGAUUAUAAAAGGGAGCAGUGUUCUUCUAAUCGAAAUAGAUCAUACUCUUGACGCAUUGAUGAAAGAACUUGACGUGAAGGAAAGAAGAAUAUUAGAUGUUUACAUCGAUCAUAUUUUGCCAAUGCAAAAGCACAUGGCUCGAGCGGAUUUUUAUGAACACGUGAAAUAUCUAGCGCGGUAUAUGGAAGAACAUGAAGACCUAAAAAAGCAGAAAAAUGGAAAGAUUGUUCAAAUGUUACAAACAGCACAGUUUGUAGAAACAACGGAUGGUUUUAAACGAGUACAGGACUUGUUCGACAUUAAACAUCCAGUAUUUGCUAAGUUUUGCAAAGAUUCCGAAUUUUUGCCAAUGGCUCUUCGAGAUCCGUCUUUACGAAAAUUGAUGAAACAACUGAAUUUGACAAUAGAAUUACAGUUAAACCAUUUUGUGCGGUUUGCACAUGAAAUAGCAUCAGCUUCUGGAAUCGGUGUGAUAUCCAAAGAAGUAUUUGAAAAAUCAAAUCUACUUUUGAAUCAAUUGUGCAGCAUGAACGAUGACUUUUUCAAAAGCAAUUGUAUUGACAAAUUGCUGGACAUUCCAUUUGUCGUACCCUACGUAGUGGAAAACCAGUAUGUUCCAAUAGCUGAUAGCAUUUCGAGAGGAAAGCUUGCACCAAUACGUGGAAUGGUUAAACGAGAAAAUUGGAAGAUAUGCUGGUCUUCGUCUCUGGUAUUUCCUAUAGAGUUAAGGCAAACACGUAAACAAGUUAUGUCAUUUCUAAAGAUUCUGGACAACCCUUUACCGGAUCAGUGGUGUGCGCAUUGCAAAACUGUUGGAAAAAACAUACUAAAUGCUUUAAAAAAGGCUCCUAAAACCAUUGAUCAGAAGGAUUCAAAGUUUGUGAUGGAAUGGAUUUAUAAAUCCGUCAGCUUUUAUGAACAAAACGUGGAUAUGAAGACGGAAUUUUUCGACAUUCCAAUAGUUUACCUCCCCGAAAGAAAUUUUAUCGUUCCUGCAAAAAACAUUGUAGUACAAUGUCAAAGUACCGAUGAAAUUCCACCGUACGUUAUGCAAGCUCCUACCUAUUAUGGGAAAUAUUUUGACACCUUUUUAAAAUUAGGUGCAUACCAGUCCGCCGAAUUACCUUGCUAUUCGGCUGUACUGUCCCAGCUUUUACACGGGGAACCGUUAUUACCUAAGGAACUGUCAGAUGCAAAGAAAGCCAUGAUGAAAAUCAUGGAAUUGCUGCGUUCUGAACCGUCAGAUUGCGUUCGAUUACCAGAGUUGUUUCUCCUUUGUAGUGAUACAUUAAUCAGAAAAUCAACUUGUACCGUUGUUGCCGACCAUCCCUUUUACAGGAAAAGGUUGGAAAUAAAUCUGAAGACUAUUCCUUUUGUUAUGACAUUCCGCCAUCGUUCCGAAUUUGAAUUGAAAAGCUGGUUUAAGAAACUUCCGCAAAAUAUAAGGCCGCACUUUUUAACUGACGUUGUUAAGGAAGAAAUAGAUACUUCAAGAAUGACUGUAGUUCCUAACGAGGUUGUCAGCAAAAUUAAAGAUUACAUGCAUUCCUCAUUGUUUAAGGAGUUCUUGUUGAGGCUAGCAAGGCAUUCAUAUAUAACGAAGAACAAAGCUGAGUGGGAAAAAGAAAUGGAAAGUAAAAUAAUUAACAGAAUAAGCAAUUUGGACAUUAAAUGCGUUGAAGGAAUAAAUACUGUUUUACAAAUGUACUCAGUGGAAACAGGACUAAAAGAAAACUUGCAAAAAGUUUCCGGAACUGAAUUGUCAAAACCGGUCCAUACGCAGUAUACAGAUGAAAAAACGGAAAUAUUUGUGCAAUUCUCCCGCAGCCUUCUGUGGCUUGAUGAAGUAAAAGAAGAUUUGCUUAAGUUCAUUAAAACUAUAACAGAAGGAUCAAUUGACGACAUUUACGGAUACCUUAUAAUACGCAUACUGAAUUAUUCUGCAACGCGAAAAGACAUGGACGAAACGUUCGAACGUUCAGGUAUUUUACCGUACGAUGUAAAGUUUGAAGAAGAUCCCAUUUCUCCAGAACCAGGUAGAUACGUUCCUAAGCAUUUGCAUAAAUACUUAGAUAACAGUUAUGGGAUUAUUCAUGACUUCGAGUACAAUUUUAUUGCCUAUUUAGUUGAAGAUCCGGCUCUGUGUGACGAUGAGAUAGACGAUUAUUCGCCAACAUAUAUUUUUGUUAGAGUAAUCCAAAGGAUAGAAAGGACUGCACAAGAGCACGAACUAGUGCAAGAGUACGAAAUAAACAUCGGAGAAGAGAAAACCGUCACAGUGAAAGCAUAUUUGCUAUACAAAUUUGUUCGACAGAAGAAGGUUCAACUUUCUAAAGAAAGAUCCAUUGUCUUAUAUGAAAGAGAAUCAAGCGAAGCGUCGUUUGUGCAAGAACGAUCAUUAAAGGAUAUUUGCGUUGAAAUAAGACAAAUAUUGAUUGAUGCAUGGCCCAGAAAUGACAUCGAACGCCGGCAUAUUGUCAAACGCUUAAUGCUGAAAUGGCACCCUGAUAAAAAUCCAGACAAAGUUAAAUUAGCGACAAAAGUGUUUCAGUACAUUCAGCACUGUUUAGGUUUACUUGAAAGCGGCAAGCCAAUUCCUGAAUAUGCAGGAGACGACGAAGAUUUUGUCAAACGAAGUCAAUCUUCUGGCGGGUCAUCGUACUGGCAUGAUCGAUUCUGGCAAAGAUACAGAGGGAGCUACGAUGACGAUGAUUGGUAUCCACGAGGGAGGAGAAAUAGAAGAAAAAAGGGAAGCGGAGCACACGGAGGGCAAUACAACUACGAUCCUUUUUCGGGGUUCUUUUCCGAAGAUAGAAAGCCAUAUCACUUUUACAGCGAGGCCAAGCGAUGGCUGGCGCAGGCUGAUGCGGAUUUACUAGAAGCAGAGAGAAGUCUGCGAGACUCGGAAAUGGCAAACAACUGGAUAUGCUAUAAAGCUCAUCAGGCAGCUGAAAAAUCUUUGAUGGCAGCCUGGUACGCAAAAGACGCGAACAAAAUUGGCAGUGUUAAAGACAGCCAUGAGUUGACUUCUAUCGCCUACGGUCUUGAUAGUACAUUGAAGGCGCUCGCCAGACAAAUUACUGUCAUUUCUGGAGAUCAUAGGCGCAUGCGCUAUCCACAUACUUUAUCUGGUACGAUUCCUGCGCAUGCGUAUACGAGGCAAAAUGCAGACAUUAUGACUUCUUUAGCAAAGGAUGUCAAUGCGCAUGUGCGAGGUAAUUUUCUGAAGUAAAAACACUGAGUUUUCGUAUUUAUGGACACAACUGAGGUUUUGAAUUGUGCAUUACUUUUCAUUUUCUGAUGAGAAAUAAUGCGUGUGGUGUGUUAUUUUGAAAACUAUUGAUUUGCUAUUUUGUUGGCGAUUUUUAUUGAUUUGAAAUCUUCAAAUGAGUGUAAUUGGUUAAUAACAUUUUCCUUGUAUACAUACAAUACUAUGAUUUUGAUAGACUCACAUAGAUUUGAUAGUUAGUUUCUUCCACACAUGUUUUUGUUCUAUUGGCAAAGUUUCUUCCACACAUGUUUUUGUUCUAUUGGCAAUUAUAGUAUUUUGUUCAUGAAUGUAUUUCUGUUUUAUUAAGUGUGAAAUGUUAAUUAAUGUAUUAUUGUACAUAAUGCUUGAAAUAAGAUUGUAGAAUAAUUGUUGCCAUUGUUUUUCAUAACAUGAAAUGUCACAGUAUACAGAAAUAUGAAAAAGAAGAAAAAGAGAAAAAUAUAUCACCAGUUCGCUUUGCUUUUUACAAGAAUUAUAUUAAUGCCAUACAUGCAAGUGUGAAAAAUAUGUGCGUUUAGUUUGAAUAUUAUCAUUAUGCUUUUGAUUUUCAUCUUUUGAUACAAUCAUAUCUAUACCAUUGCGGAAUGGGUUUUACUAUAUGCGUAUAAGAGUGUGUUAAAAAUGUUAAAUUAAGUGAUUAAUUGUUUUAAAUAAUUAUGCAAUUUUCUAAGUUAGUUAGUAGCCUACUGAUUAUAAGGUAUUUGAAUGUUGUGUACUUUUUAAGAAUGUAGAUAGUGUAAAUAUUUCCCUUGCUGACAUGUUUUGUGUUUAGAGGACAACCAAAUAUUUGCAUUUGUGUUAUGUAUAAAAUUUGCUUUUGAUUUGAUCAUUAUUGGUAAAUCUAUAAUAUGUUCUUUCAAGUAUCUGAUGACAACCAAAUGAAAAAUAUGAUAACCGUAUUAUUUAAACGAUGUAAGGAAACGAUGCAACUAGAAAUCAUUGCCAUAUUAUUUUUCUUGUAGCAUGGCAUUUGAUUUGAUUGGAGCUUCAGUAGCACUUUUGUAAAUAAUAAAAGUGAUAUAAGUACAUUGGAUAUGUUUUCUUCUAUAUGACCUGUUCACUUGAUUGACAACUUAUGCACUUAUGUGUUUAGUUAGUAGCCUGUUAGUUAGUUGGACACUUUAUAAUCUGUUUAAUCAUUUGUUGUAUAUAAUGUCAUAUUAUUAUAUUUAAAAAUUACACACUUUUUUAUCUUUUUAAUCUAUAUUGAGAUAUCUUUGAUUUCGAUUUUAUGCAUUGUAUCAUUUCUUUGAAUUUCAGUCCUUCAUUUUUCGAGAUACUGUUGAAAUGCUUUAAAUGCCAAUAACUAAAGUUUUGUUUGUAUUCGAUCAUGCUUUGUCUCUGAAUGCGUGCGAUACCAUUGUCGGUAUAUACGUUGAUUUCCUUAAUUAUAAAAUACAUAGCUUUUCUUGGAUGUAAUUUAUCUAAAUUUCGUGUCUGAACGUGUGUAUAGGAUGGAUGAUUUAAUGAAACAAUUAGAUCUGCAUAUAGUGUGCUAGUGUGUUAAUUGGAUAAUACUAUAAUGAAAGGUUUCACAAUGCUAUCUGCAUUAAGUGUCAUAAUGUGUCACUAGGAUAAUACUAUGAUGAAGGGUUUCACAUUGCUAUCUGUAAAUAGUGUCAUAAUGUGUCAAUGGGAUAAACUUAUAUUGAAAGGCUUCACAAUGUUAUCUGUAAAUAGUGUCGUCAUAACUUAGUCAAUAGGAUAAUACUAAAUGAAAUGUUUCACAAUGCUAUCAGUAUAUAUUGUCAUAAUUUGUCAAUAGGAUAAUUCAAAAACGAAAGGCUUCACAAUGUUAUCUGUAUAUAUUGUCAGGAUAAUUAAAUAAUGAAGGGUUUCACAAUGCUAUUUGGAUAUAGUGUGCUAGUUUGUCAAUAAGAUAAUACAAUAAUGAAGGGUUUCACAAUGCUAUCUGUAUAUAUUGCCAUAAUGUGUCAAUAGAAUAAUUUAAUAAUGAAGGGUUUCACAAUGUUACCUGAAUAUAAUGUCAUAAUGUGUUAAUGGAAUAGUUCUAAUAUAAUAGUGAAAGGUUUCACAAUGCUGCCUAAUUUUAGUGGUUAAAUGUGUUUAUAGGAAAAUGAUACAUUGUAUAAUGAAACGUUUCACAAUGCUUUCUGUAUAUAGCGUCGGUUGGGUGUUAACACACAUAUACUUGAUAAUUAUUCUAUUUGUUUAUAUUCUGUAAAAUAUAUAUCAUUUAAAUGAUCUGUUACCUGUUACGCAGCACUGCGCCUGUUUUUUUCUGUACAUUGCGACUCAUAACAGCAGGAGUUAUAUAUUUGUUUUUUUUUAUUGUCUACAGAUAAUAUGAUUUACACAUUUUAUUCAUUUUACUUUAAUCGAUAAUACUGUUAAUCAUUUAUAUUUAAAUGUAUUUUUAUGUAAGCUAUUCUGUUUUCGUGUUAGGCUGGACCGCAUUCUGUUUUUAUUCAGUAAAAACUGACAGGAAACAGCAUGUUGUAUUAAUAGUUGUCCAGUAAACUGUAAACAGUUGAAAUAAUUAACAUAAUUUAAAUAAUUAAUAUAUGUUUGUACAUAAUAGUGAGUGUUGUUUGUACGAUAUGUAACAUCAAAAUAAUGUUGUUCUGUUUUCAUGUUACGCCGACCCCAUGUGAGUUUUCUGUACUAUGUGACAGAUAAAGAAAGUAUAUAUAAAUGUUCUGUAAAUAGAAGGUUUAAUUUACAAGACAGAAUAAAUCGUUUAUUGUUCUAUUAUAUUUUAUAAUUUUGGUUGAGCUUUUUAUGUUGCAAACCGCUUAAUGCAAAACAUUCUGUCUUCGUGUUAGGCUGGACCACAUUCUGUUUUUCUGUAAUAAUUGACAUAAAACAGUUUGUAGUAUUAAUAUGUGUGCAGUAAACUGUAAACAGAUUGUAAAAUUUACUUGGUGUAAAUAAUUGAAAUAUGUUUUUACCAGAUAUUGUUUAUUGUUUAUAUUAUAUAUAUAUUAAUAUAGUAAUAAUUAAUCAAUCGUUUAAUUGUUAUGUCAAACAGUCUGUUUUCGUGUUAGGCUGGACCGCAUGCGGUAUUUUCUGUAAUCACUGACAGAAAACAGUAUGUAGUAUUAAUAUUUGUCCAGUAAACUGUAAACAGAUGAUAUUUAUUAACAUGACGUAAAAACUUGAAGUAUUGUAUCUAUGAUAUGUAUCACAAACGUAAUAUUGCUCUGUUUUUGUGCUACGCAGGACCGCAUGGGUGUUUUCUGUACCGUAUGACAGAUAAAACUAUGUUAUAUAAAUGUUCUGUAAACUGUAAACAGGGGAUACUAUUUACAUGGCGUUAUCAAUUGAUAAUUGUAUUUUUACCUAUGACAAUAUAAAUCAUUUUAUGUCAUAAACCGCUUAAACUUAUUAUGUAAAUGCUCACAUAUAACUUUCAUUACAUCUAUUUUCUUGUUACACAGGACCGCACGUGUAUUUCUAUACUUUGUGACAGAUAACGGCAUGAGUUAUGAAAAAUGUUCUGAAAUAUUUAACAGAUAAUUCAUCACGACUUUAUAAUUUUUUAAUAUACUAUUACCUUUUAUACUGGAAAUAUGUUAUAAACGCUUAGUAAUUAAAUUGCCAUGUGAACCGUUCUGUUUUCGAGUUAGGCUGGACCGCAUUCUGUUUUCUGUAUAAAAUGACAAAAAAAAAACAGUUUGUAGUAUUAAUAUUUGUCCAGUAAACUGUAAACAGAUCAUAUACUUUACAUGACGUAAAUGAUUUAAUAUUGUUUUACCAAGUAUUGUGUUUUGUAUGUAUUAUCUAUAACAGAAGAGCAAUAGCUUUAUUGUUAUGUUAAAUAUCUGUUUUCGAGUUAGGCUGGACCGCAUUCUGUUUUCUGUAUAAAAUGACAAAAAAAAAACAGUUUGUAGUAUUAAUAUUUGUCCAGUAAACUGUAAACAGAUCAUAUACUUUACAUGACGUAAAUGAUUUAAUAUUGUUUUACCAAGUAUUGUGUUUUGUAUGUAUUAUCUAUAACAGAAGAGCAAUAGCUUUAUUGUUAUGUUAAAUAUCUGUUUUCGUGUUAGGCUGGACCGCAUUCUGUUUUUUUCUGCAUACACUGGCAGAAAACAGUUUGUAGUAUUAAUAUUUGUCCAGUAAACUGUUAACAGAUUGUAGAAUUUACUUGGCGAAAUAAUGAAAACAUAUUUUACCAGAUAUUGAUUAUUGAUUAUAUUAUAUAUACCAGUUAAAUUAUAUUUUAUUAAUCGUUUAAUUGUUAUGUAAAACAAUCUGUUUUCGUGUUAGGCUGGACCGCAUGGUGUUUUUCUGCAUAAAGUGACAGAAAACAGCAUGUAGUAUUAAUAUUUGUCCAGUAAACUGUUAACAGAGUGUAAAAUUUACAUGAUGUAAAUGCUUAAUACAGUUGUUACAAUAUAGAUUGUUGUAUGUAUUAUAUAUAACUGAAAGUAAUAUUUAAUUAAUCGUUUUAUUGUUAUGUAAAACAUCUAUCUGUUUUCGUGUUAGGCUGGACCGCAUUUUGUUUUUCUGCAUACACUGACAGAAAACAGUUUGUAGUAUUAAUAUUUGUCCAGUAAACUGUAAACAGAUUGUAGAAUUUACUUGGCGAAAUAAUGAAAACAUAUUUUACCAGAUAUUGAUUAUUGAUUAUAUUAUAUAUACCAGUUAAAUUAUAUUUUAUUAAUCGUUUAAUUGUUAUGUAAAACAAUCUGUUUUCGUGUUAGGCUGGACCGCAUGGUGUUUUUCUUCAUAAAGUGACAGAAAACAGCAUGUAGUAUUAAUAUUUGUCCAGUAAACUGUGAACAGAUGAUUCAUUUACAAAACGUUGAUAACUAUAUAUGUAUUUAAAAUCGUUAAAUGUUUUUAUGAUGGUACCAUUAAAUAAAUGUUGCUCUGUUUUCGUGUUACGCAGGACCACAUGUGUAUUUCUGUACUUUGUGACAGCUUACUGUGUGCGUUAUAUAAAUGUUUUGUAAACUGUAAACAGGCGAUAUAAUAAACAUGACGUUGUAAGUUGUAACUUGUUUUAUGUACAUUUACCUAUUAUCAUUGAUAUCAUUUAAUGUUACAAACGUUUAGUCGUUUCAUUGUUAUGUGUAAAGUUCUGUUUUCGUGUUAGGCUGGACCGCAUUCUGUUUUUCUGCAUAAACUGACAGAAAACAGUGUGUAGUAUUAAGAGUUGUCCAGUAAACUGUCAACAGAACAUAUUAUGUACAUCACGUAAUAAGUUUAAAUCUGUAUUUUGCCUUUUUAAUGUUGUAUAUACAAUAUGUUAUAUAUCAAAUAUUUGCUCUGUUUUCAUUUUUUUUCUACUGUGACAGAAAACACUAUACCAACUGUAAUUAGACGACAUUUUUUCCGCGAUAAAUAAUUGUGUUAAACGCUGUUAAAGUAGUUUUCUGUAUACAUGUACAACCAUCAGUUUUCGCGAUAUGGUGGAUGGCAUGUAGUGAUUUCUUUCUGUUGAGACUGACAGAAAGCAGCAUGUACUACUGAUAUAACUCACAAGAAGUGAAGAUUGAAAGUACUAUUAAAAAAUGUAGAGUGUAAUAUUACUUCUAGUAUUAAUUUAUAAUGUAACGCUUACUUAACAUUCGGAUGGAUAUUUUUAAAAAUAAAACACAUUUUUUGUCUCUUUAAUCGUUUUUCUAUUUUUUUUUAUUAAAGUGACGGCUUUUCUUGCAAAUUCUGUUAUUUUCUUCCAACUUUCUCUUUGAUUUUUUUUUAUUUCACUUGACACAAUAUCAUAUAAAAUCAUAUGUAAAGAAGUUGAUUAGCGUUUAAAAAAAUACAUAAAUCAGUUAAGAAGCUAGUUUAAAGCGAUGAUAAGUUGAUUUGAAUUUUUUACUAUUAUCAAAUUCAUUUGUUUCUGAUUUAUUAAAAAUGAAAAAAAACUUAAAGUGUAUGUUAGUUGAUAUCGAAUAUGUUUGUAUGCAACGUAUGAAUGAAAUAAAACUAUAUUCACUA